This is a messenger RNA of Colletotrichum orchidophilum, 1509 nucleotides long. RefSeq names its product major facilitator superfamily transporter. Gene Ontology annotation, molecular function: transmembrane transporter activity. The record is from RefSeq and is a predicted model, not a curated record. Gene Ontology annotation, cellular component: membrane. The coding region runs from base 1 to 1509 and encodes 502 amino acids. NCBI's taxonomy places the organism in Eukaryota, Fungi, Ascomycota, Sordariomycetes, Glomerellales, Glomerellaceae. Gene Ontology annotation, biological process: transmembrane transport. The transcript is spliced from 3 exons.
AUGCCGCCUACACCAGAUUCCGUAGAUGCUGACCAUGUGUAUGAGGAUCCCGUCGGUCAAAGCAUCUCGCGCAAGCCGCGCAGAGCUGGCAUUUGGGCUCUCCUCGCGUUGGUGCUACUGGUGAAUCUGGCCGCCAGUCUCUACCAGCUUCCCCUUAGCAGAGUCAUUGAACGUCGCCUCUGCCGCGAAUACUACGCAGUCACGGAUCCUUCAGUGAUCGAUAGAGAUGGAAGCGUCGCAGAGGGCCUCUGCAAGAUUGAUCAUGUUCAGCAAGGUCUUGCCUGGAUUCAAGGAACUAUGGAUACCGCCUGGAUUGUUGGUGACUUCGUCAUGACGAUUCCGUUGGGGUUCCUCGCGGAAAGGUACGGUCGGCGCCUCAUUCUCUGCCUCAAUCUCGCGCCCCGCAUCGUCAUGUUAGCAUGGGCCGUUAUCGUGGGCUACUUCGAACAGAGCCUGCCAACCAAAGCCAUGAUUUUAUCCCCCUUCUUCUCAGUACUUGGCGGCGAUUGUGUUUUCAACUCAAUCACAUAUGCCAUUGCUUCCGAUAUGACAGACGACCACGUACUGAGGGCCACAUACUUCGGGUGGAUGAGCUCUGUGUCCUAUGUCGUCAACCUACUCGGCCCGGCUCUCGCAUCAGCAUCUAUGAGCCUUCUUCUCUGGCUCCCGUUCUGGAUCGGAAUCGGCCUACUUCUUCUAGGUAUCCCCGCUGUAUCCCUCUUGGAAGAAUCACCCGACGGCCACCUUGACGCGGACGACCAAGCGAGACCUCUCCUUUCAUCUCCAGUCCUGAAAGCCCAAGACGCCGACUCAUCUCUCCUGAGAUCCAUCUUACAACGCUUCGGCGUCUUGAGGUCCAUCGUCGCAAGUCAUCCUCGCAACAUGACCCUGCUACUCAUCAGCUUCGUUCUCACCUCGCUCGCAAGCUCGGAUACGAAGCUGCUCGUGCAAUACAUCUCGAAACGAUAUCAUUGGACUUUUGCGUCAACAGGCUAUCUUCUCUCAGCCAAGGCUGUCGUCAACUUCACGCUGCUGACGGUCAUCAUUCCUACCAUCCUACGGUCAAGGCAGCAUAGGUCGCGGCACAUACCGCCCGAGCUGGUCAGUCACCGGAUGAACAUCCACUAUGCGAAUAUCUGUUUGAUCGUCUCCAUCCUCGGCGCUCUCGCCAUUGCCGUAGCCACCCGCAUCUGGAUGAUGGUGUCAUCAUUGUUUCUUUACGCUCUCGGUUCGGCAUUGCCAGUAUUCACGCUGUCCCUACUAAAGUCUCCCUUCAUCUCACCAAAGCGGCAUGACCAGCUGGUCAACUCCGCAGACCCAGAAUCGCACAUCUUCUCCAUCGUGAUGAUGGUGAAGACAUUGGGAUCGCUCUUGGGCGCACCACUGAUGAUGGUCUUAUGGGUAAAGAGCAUAUCCCUCGGCGGGGCAGCCUUAGGAAUUCCGUAUCUUGUAUCUGCCAGUUGUUAUCUUGCUGCUUUGCUCGUGUUAGGUCGCAUUACAUCGGAUUAA